UUGGGUCAAGUCACAUUGUGAAUACAAUUUGUUUAUCUUUUUGUAUACAAUUUUUUUGCUCUUUCUCUCGUUUUUUUUAUAAUUAAUUUAAUUAAUUAACUAAUAACCUUCCUGUUGAUUGGAUGGUGAAUAAGUGAUAACUGUUAUGACGACUCCAAUUUUGAAUCAAUCUAAGUCUGACAACAAUGGUGACCAGAAACAAAAGUACCGAAGCUUAAAGAAAAGACUUAAGGUUUUGAUUUAUGAAAAUGAGUGUUUUCAAGAAGAACUGAGAAAAUGUCAAAAGGAACUGAUUGCUAUCAAAUGUGAUGAAUAUUUUCUACUGGAUAAAUUAUUGAAAUAUGAAGAUAUUCAAUCAACUUCUUCCUCUGACUCAGAUGCUACAGAUUACUCAGAAUCUGAGAUUGAUGUUAAACCCUUGAAGCCAAAGUCUACAGCCAAAAGAUUAAAGACAAAUAAUGGAAGUAUCUCUCAAAACACUGAAUCUACUCCAUCGCCUGGUGGCCCCUUGAAACGCAAGAAAACCAAAAGUAAAGGAACAAUUCCCAUUGCAUCGCAAAAAUCGUUGAUUACUUAUGGAGCUUCUCAUCGUAAUAAAGAUGGAAUCAGUCGUGGUAAGAAAGCCAAUGAAAGCGAAUCAACUUCAUCAACAUCUUCCACUGUUACUCCAGAAACACCUAUGGUUGUUACACAAAUGAUUCCAACAACCACCCAAACUGUUACAGGUCCAUCAUCAUCCUCCUCAUCAUCAUCAUCAGGAUUUUUGAAUAUCAAUUCAUUGGUACCAAAUUUGUCUGUUCCCGUCUCCAUAGGCAAUAGUUUUUACAUUGCCACCACUCCAUCUACUCCAUGUACCACAGUACCAACUAAAUCAUCCGCUACAUGUAAUCAAUCAUCUCUACUUAUGGCAGAAUCGAUAACAUCUUCAACAACCGGACCAACAGCAAGUCUUUUAAGGCCAAACUUAAAAGUAACUACAACACCAUCAUCGUCAAUUUCAUCUACAACAGCAAAUUCAAUGCUCAAAUUUGCACCAUUAAUUCAAACAACCAAAUUACCAUCAAUUUUAUCUGCAUCUAAGUCAUCAGGAUUAUCUUUAUCUGUACCAUUGAAACCUUCAUCUUCACCAAUGUCAACUGGUAAUUUAAAAUUUUCCACAAAAUCAGCAACAGCUACAAAACUAUCCACACCAACGUCAUCAUUACACACACAACAACAACAACAACAACAACCACUACCAUCAUUAUCAUUAUCAUCGCCAUCAUCAUCAACAGUAUCAACCUCUACAACAAUACCAGUUUCAACUGGGACAAUUAGUACAAUACCAUUCACUUGUAAACUGGAAUCAAAAUCAAUAAGUCAAACAAGUAAAUCGACAAACCAAUUAACCGAAUCUACUAAAACAGUUGUAGCCACCAAACCAACGAUGUCACCAAUGGUAACCUGUAAAACAGAAUCAAUGCCUUUAAUCCGCACAGCUAAAAUCCCAUCUAUUUUAUUAAUCUCCUCGACAUCGGCAUCUUCAUCUUUACCAUCGACAUUAACUGUAGCUAAAACAGCAAAUUCCAAGACAACAACUUCAACAUUUACGCUUCAAACGGAAUCAAAAUCUUCGAUACGAACGUCAAAUAAAACUCCAUCCAUUUUACUCGCAUCCAAGAUUUCGGGAUCAUCCUCAUCUUCAUCCUCAUCUUCAUUGUCUCUACCAAUAUCAUCUUCUUUCUCAACCAUUACAACCUUAGCUCCAACAACAACAAAGGUUUCUUCAUCUUUAUCAUCAACAACAUCAACCACGACUACACCAAAAUCUGAAUCAAAUUUAACUUCAGGCUGGUAUUUAUUGACCCAACCAAUAAACACUUCUGAAAGUCCAUCCAUUUUAUCAACACAAGAGGCUACAAACGGAGGUCAUUUUACACUUGAAGAGAUUGAGAGACACUUUGAAUCACGACCAAUUCAAUCAUCACUUUUAUUACCUGAGAAAACACCAUUAACUUUACCAAGUGAAUUAUUUAGUAAUGAUUAACUUAAUCAACAAUCAAUCUCUUUUUCUUUGUUUAUCUCUCUUUCUCUCUCUCUCUCUCUCUCUCUCUUUUCUCACUCAUAAAGGACAAGACGGAAAAAAUCUAUUUGUAAUUGUAAAAGCUACAUUUAUUAUCGUGUAAAACUUAUAGUAAAUAUGUGAUAUAUUAAUUAUUCGUCUUUCAAUUUCUAUAUUCUAUCAAUAAAAACAAAAUUAAUUAAAACGAA
Panonychus citri (citrus red mite) is the source of this 2250-nucleotide messenger RNA. Its product is annotated as nuclear pore complex protein DDB_G0274915-like. The record is from RefSeq and is a predicted model, not a curated record. Gene Ontology annotation, cellular component: Ino80 complex; nucleus. The transcript has 3 exons. NCBI's taxonomy places the organism in Eukaryota, Metazoa, Arthropoda, Arachnida, Trombidiformes, Tetranychidae. Gene Ontology annotation, biological process: chromatin remodeling. Bases 146 to 2026 code for a protein of 626 amino acids.